AUGAAUAAUAAGAGUAGUAAUACUACCACCAAUGUUGGUGGUCAUAGUAUCGUCGAAAAUAACGCGGAUUUUGAGGAGAGUGGGAAAAACAUCGUCUUAAACGCUGCUGCGUUCGCGCAGGCCUACGCGUACAGCGCGUACGACGACAUCGAGAAACGAUUGGAAAUAAAAAAAGAUAAUGAAUCUCGACUGCAAAGGAAGAAUACGAACGAGAAGACAAAGACAAAGACGAAGAAGAAGGGAAGCGAGGAGAGUUUACUCGAGAUGAAAGAGAGCGUGGAAGACGUGGAUGACGAGGAUACCGACGACGACGAGACGACCGAACGACAAAGGGAAGAAGAAGAUGAAGAAGAAAUGGUAAAACGUCGUCGCAUGGAAGAAAGUCACGCGCAGACGACGAGCGCGAUGAAUGGCGGAGUAGACGGAAUGGUAGCAGCAGCGGCGGCUACGGCAACCUUGUAUAAUCAUCAUCCGUCGUCGUCGUUUCAAGCACAGUAUCAAAUGCCUUCGAUGCAGCCGCCGCCGCCGCCGAACGUACCGCUUGUUGCGCAACAAUAUCUUUUACAACCGACUGCGCUUCUCGUAGCCAACGAUACUAACAAUCAGGCGCAAGAGCAUCAUCAAGAACAACAACAACAACAACAUCUCGUCAUGGCGGCUGCUGCAGCUGCGGCAGCCGCUGCUGCUCCUCCAGUGUACGUGAAUGCGAAACAGUACGAAGCUAUUCUCAGGCGAAGAGCGGCGCGAGCGAAACACGAACUGAAAUAUAACAAGAUCGGGGCGGUAUUCUCACCAACCGGAGGUAAGAAGAACGGCACGGGUGAAGAGAAAAGGAAACCGUACAUGCACGAAAGCCGACACAAUCACGCGCGACGACGGAUACGAGGCCCGGGAGGUCGUUUCUUGACGCAAAAAGAGUUACUCGACGGGUUAGGAGGCGAAGAGGCGAAACAACAAGCGAUGAAAAGAAAAGAAGAAAACGAAAAGAGAGAGAAAGAGAGAGAAAGAAAGAAACAGUUGAGACAAAAGAAGAAGGAAGAGCAAAAAGUGAUGAUGAUGGAAAAGAGGAGGAACGCGGAGAAAAAGGGGGCGACGGGUGUCGACGAGGUUGUCGACGCCGAGAAAUAG
Messenger RNA from Bathycoccus prasinos, 1128 nucleotides. Its product is annotated as Hap2-like protein. Gene Ontology annotation, molecular function: RNA polymerase II cis-regulatory region sequence-specific DNA binding; DNA-binding transcription factor activity, RNA polymerase II-specific. Lineage: Eukaryota; Viridiplantae; Chlorophyta; Mamiellophyceae; Mamiellales; Bathycoccaceae. Gene Ontology annotation, biological process: regulation of transcription by RNA polymerase II. The record is from RefSeq and is a predicted model, not a curated record. The transcript has a single exon. Bases 1 to 1128 code for a protein of 375 amino acids.